GCUUGAACGAGUCAAGGCUGGGAUGAAGAACGGGGUAAACGGACCAUUUCAGUUGCAUGAAGACGGGAGUAUCCGCUAUAAGGGUAGGUGGUGUGUCCCGACGAAGUGUGAGCACAUUAAAAAGCAAAUCAUGGAGGAAGGACACAACACGCCCUAUUCGGUACACCCGGGAGGAGACAAAUUGUAUAAAGAUUUGAAGCAAAACUUCUGGUGGCCGAGAAUGAAAAUCGAGGUGGCGGAGUUCGUGGCACGAUGCUUAAACUGUCAAAAAGUGAAAGCCGAGAGGUGCAAGCCCAAGGGACUCGUGCAACCCUUGGAGGUGCCAACGUGGAAGUGGGACUCUAUCUCGAUGGACUUUGUCGGGGGUUUACCCUUAACAACGUCCGGGAAAGAUAAGAUUUGGGUGAUUGUUGAUAGAUUGACCAAGACCGCCAGGUUCAUUCCCAUGAAUGAAACUUGGAGCAUGGAUAAGCUAGCGAAAGCCUACAUCAAGCAUGUGGUGAAGUAUCAUGGUGUACCCCGAGAUAUUGUAUCUGACAGAGACUCCAGAUUCCUAUCUCAAUUCUGGAGGGAACUUCAAGCUGCUAUGGGGACCACUUUGAAACUGAGCACAGCAUUCCAUCCUACUACGGACGGUCAGACCGAGAGGACUAUUCAGACACUUGAGGAUAUGCUGAGAGCCUGUGUGCUGGACUUGCAAGGAUCAUGGGACGAACACUUAGACCUAAUAGAGUUCUCGUACAAUAACAGUUACCACGCGAGCAUUAAGAUGGCUCCGUACGAGGCUCUAUACGGUCAAAAGUGUCGAAGUCCAUUGUGUUGGGGCGAUAUGGUAGACCAGGUUGUCUUAGGGCCGCAAUACUUGCAAGACACGAUGGAGAAGAUCAAACUCAUUCAGGCAAGGAUGAAGGCAGCGCAAGAUAGACAAAAAUCAUAUGCGGACCUAGGAAGAAAACCAGCUGAAUUUGAGGUGGGAGAGAAAGUACUUCUCAAGGUCUCUCCUACUAAAGGCGUUAUGAGAUUCGGGAAGAAGGGCAAGCUGAGUCCUCGAUUCAUCGGACCUUACGAAAUUCUAGAGAAGGUGGGAAGAGUGGCUUACAGAUUGGCUCUACCCACAGAAUUGAGUAAGGUACACGACGUAUUCCAUAUAUCCCAACUGAAGAAGUAUGUCCGUGAUGAGGCGCAUAUCCUAAACCCAGAGGUGAUCGAGUUGGAUGAAACCUUGACGUAUGAAGAGAGACCUGUGAAAAUCUUAGACACGAAGACACGUGAAACUCGGAGAAAGGCCAUUCGAAUGGUCAAAGUUUUGUGGUCAAAUCACUUGGCUGAAAACGCCACAUGGGAGACGGAGGAUGACAUGAGAAAACGUUAUCCUGAGCUAUUUAGUCAAG
This is a messenger RNA of Cuscuta europaea, 1391 nucleotides long. Lineage: Eukaryota; Viridiplantae; Streptophyta; Magnoliopsida; Solanales; Convolvulaceae. The record is from the annotation of a GenBank genome assembly.